AUGCAGAUUACAUACCAUACAGAAAUACUACUUGACAUGGAUCUUAUGUGCGUGAAUCUGCUCAAUGAAGGGGACCUCAGCCCUGCAAGCGUUCUUGACUCUAUAUUGGAGUCUACUGCAGAGUCUCAGCACCUAGAUAUCCUUACCGACAUCCUAACAGUCGGCUCAGAGGUCGAUGAGCGCGUCGGGGCGUUUAUUACUGCUGCUUGGGACUAUACCUGCCGCAACUCUCUUUGGUCGUUUAAGUAUGAUAACCUGAACGACUACCGCAAAGCCAUAAAUUACGUUGAUAUCGUGCGACCCAUCAUACAAAAGCAUAGGAGGUCAGACCGUGCUAAGCACCUGAGCUUACAGACCAUAUUGCGGAAUUGGAAGACCUCUCCUACCUCGGUCACACCUCGCGAUUUGCGACCCACGUUCUGGAGCAAACAUUUGCUUACGUUGCUGGCUAAACUAAGUAAGAAAAAGAGCCUUGAUGAAUCCAGGGCAUUGCUUCAAGAAAGCGUGAGACAUAGGCCCCAGCGAGGAAGAAGCCGAAGCCAGAUCAUUGCGAGCGAUGUGCAACGGGUUCUAGAUCAGCUGGAGAUAGGUCGAAGUGGAAAAUAUACUGGCAUCAAUUCCCAGCGAAAUGGGGCAAGAGAGGUUCUCACUCCUCCCAGCUACUCCUGCGAUAACAACCAGAGCCACCAAAGCAACGUGAACGAUGGAGACAGCAUGUCUUGUAUCGCAGAAUCUUCCCAUAUAUCCGAUAUGCAGCUGAGUUCAUCGUAUCCGAUUGCGCCUUUAACACCCGAAUUAUCACCUUCAGAGUCUGCGAGUAUCGACACCGAAUUGCUGGAAGCCUCACCACCGGUCGUUUCCUGGAAGGCCACAGAGGUACUACAUUGUGACUGUGCCCCAAUCUGUCUACCUCUUGUUGCAUUUCUAUCGAGUGUGAAAAACGCCAUUUCACAGCAGCUCACUACAGCACUAGUACACUGGGCGCGAUCUGUAUCAUGGGGAAGUUUUUGUAGCAGUCAUCUCCAGCGCCUUGCAGUCCUUGCCACAGGAAUUGAUAUCAUCAACAAGGACAGAAUUGAUCUGAUUGGAACGCUUGAGAGUGUGUGCCAGUAUACAUGUGAGCAUAGCCAGAUGAUUCAAAACAUUGGCGACACAGCAACACCUGUCGACACAACGGAUCCUGUAGAUCUACUAUGUCGGUAUACUGGGUCAGCCGAUGCUUGGUCGGACUGGACACGGGAUGGGAUACUACAUAUCCCUGGGUUCUUUAGCUAUAUGGAAGACCUGGGUAUCUUUGGGCGUAUUCGAAGGAUACUUACACCAUAUGAAGGCAAGGCGACGGACGAUAGUAGUUCUGCAGUCCAGAUCUGCCAUGAUCUAAUAACACAAAUGGUGCAACAAGACCCGGCUUACUACGCAGUUCUCGUUGCAUGCCGUCCCGAUAAGAAUUGGAAAUUUCUUCAUCGCCCCAGACGAAGUCGACCAUGCUGCAUCCCGAAUGAUGAUGAUGUCACUAUCAGUGCUCCUUCUGAUAAAGUUGGGCUUCUAACCAAAGGGAAGGGCGUCAGUGAUCUUCGAAGCACGAUUUCAUUGCCUGCAAAUAGCUGCCAUCAAACCGUUCGGCUCGUUCCUGGUUUUCAUCGCCACCUGCUCGAAUGGCUGGCGGAGAGAAUAGAACAGCCAACGAACGACUCCUAUAGACAACAGUACUCCACGAACCUAACGUAUGAUGAAUCGAGCGAAUACAGAUUUGGCUGUCAUCGUGAUAUUAUUCUACAUCAUGGUGACUUGAUCCUAACUCUGCCGCAAAUUCUACGAUGGUCCAAAACAUUUUCGGCUAACAAUCUUCUUAAUAUAUCCCAAAGUGGCUUGGAUGACAAUUUUGAAACCCUUGACGGUGGCUGCGAUGGGACAUGGACACGACUGGCUAUAGCGGGCAAUUACCAUAAGUUAAGCGACCAGUACCUGGGAGCCAACGAAGGCUGGCAGGACUCCGGUACUUUCCGGCAUGGACUGGAAGACCACUGCAGGAUAGGGAGUCUCAGUGCUGUGGGUGAAGCAACUCUAGGUCGAAGGCAAUGGAGGGACCCGAAAGUUAUCCAGGAACGCAAUCUGAUACUGGGGCGAGACAGCACUACAGCCCUUGGGCAUGUCCGACAGGUACGAGAACAUCUUGCGGCUGAGUUCCACGAGCAGCUCGACCUACUUCAACUGGGAUGCGACAUCACAGGUAUGCCAAAGCUUUGUUUUGAUCGUAUCACAGCUGAGAAUGGAGGCAGACGGCACAGUGCAGAGUAUGAAUGUUGA
Aspergillus tanneri is the source of this 2307-nucleotide messenger RNA. RefSeq lists its product as uncharacterized. NCBI's taxonomy places the organism in Eukaryota, Fungi, Ascomycota, Eurotiomycetes, Eurotiales, Aspergillaceae. The record is from RefSeq and is a predicted model, not a curated record. Bases 1 to 2307 code for a protein of 768 amino acids. The transcript is spliced from 4 exons.